Molecule: messenger RNA, 2034 nt
Organism: Paramecium sonneborni
Lineage: Eukaryota; Ciliophora; Oligohymenophorea; Peniculida; Parameciidae
Source: the annotation of a GenBank genome assembly
AUGUUCACAUAAUCAGUAUGGAAAAUUUCUAAUGGAAAAUCGAUUCCAUAGAUCAAAUUAGUUAGAACUGUUCCAGAUUUAUCAACUCCUUAAAAUAAAGUUAAGAGUACACCAAAAAUAAGAACGAGUAGAAUACAUUGGAAAGUUGAAUAAAAACUAUAAGAAUUCAUGCCAUCAGAUUCAGAUUAAAGAAUUCACGAUUUAAUAUUAAAUUCUUUACAAUAUAUGCCAAAAGAAAUAAUAAACUCUAUAAAUUUGCAACACUACUAAAAUAGUUAUUAAUUUCAUCAUAGUAUCACCUAAUAGGAAUUAGAAUAUUAAUUAAUUAGUUCACUGGAAUAAAUAAGUUAAGAAAUUAUAGAACCACUAUUUUAAAAGGAUGAUUCAAACAUUUUAGGAGUUGCUGAUGAUCUGAAUCCUUAUAAAAAAUAUAAUAUUACAGCAAUACCUAAAUUGAUAGAAAUUGUAAAUGGAGAUAUUGAAAGCAUAAUUAAAUUUUUAAUCCCAUAGAAUAAGAAAUUAUCUUAAUGUAUAGAAUAUAUAUGGAAAUAUUGUGUUUUUAUGUUGGAUUUGACUAUGCAGUUCAGUUUAGAUAGAAGUAAUAAAUAUAUUAUUGAAUAAGUAACAAAAUUAUAGAAAAAAUUAUCAAAUGCAAAAACUUAGGUACAUAAUUUUGAAAAUAGAGUAGUAAAAAUGACUUAAGAAUUUGAAACAUCAAUAAUGAAAGAAAAGUAAAGGUAUUAUGAAUUGUAAGCAAAAUAUGAAAAAAUAUUGGCUAAAGCAACAGAGUUGGAAAGAUUAAUAAAUGAAGAUAUCAAAACAGAGGGUAGAGAUGAUUCUUACAAAUUGAAAAAAAACGUAAAAGAAUUGGAAGCAAAUUUAAAAAUACUUGAAUCAUAAUUUAGUAAACAUGAAGAAGAAUUUGUUUCAUAAUUAACUAAUGUAGCUUAUGUUGCAAAGAGCAAAAGAGAAACAAGUUAGGCGUAAAUUCGUAAUAGGUUAGCAAUGAAUGUGAUUGCAUAACAGCCAGGAGAUAUGGCAUUUAGUUUGAUGUUUUCAGAUCAUCCAUGGGUACCAAUAUUUUGUGUAAGGUAAUUAAUGUAGUAUUAUGAUGAGCCUCCAUAUAUAGUGGAGGAGGAUAAUAAAUUAGAAUUAUUACAUAAAGUUUUAAUGAUGGAGUAGUCAAAAGUAAGUCCUUGUUAAUAAUUACUGGAUUAUUAUUAAAAAUUUCCAGACCUUUAUAAAAAUAUUAUAACUAUACUGGAACCUUUUGAAGAGGCAACAUAGGCUGCAGUACAAUUAAAUAACUUGUGUUCUAUUUUUUUUAACAUUCAAGGAGUAGAAACGAUAGAGAUAUAUUACAUCAAUCAAAUCAAAAGAGUUUAUCAGGAAUUUUAUGGUCAUAUUUUGAAUGUACAACAACAUUCAAAAAAUCCAGAAUAAAUUAAAUUAUAGAUUGAAAUUGAGGAUGAAAAUUUGAAACAUAAAAUUGUGAAGUUAAAUUUAAAUUAUGGAAAAUCCACUUUAAUGUUUAGUAUCAACAAAUAAUUUUUAGAUACAUAUUUCUCUUAAUUUCCAUUUUAAGCUCAAUUAUAAUAAAUUUUUGACACAAGAAAAGAUAUUACAAUGUUACAUUUUUUAUCAAUCUAUGCAACAGAAUUAUCAAAGUAAUCUAAGACUUUAUUUGAAAAUAAAAUAUUGAAUUUUAAUGUACCUGAUGUAGAUUCAUUAGGCAAAUACAUAGCCUAUGAGAUAUUCCCAGAAUUUAAAUUAGAUCCUAAUCUUGUAUAAUCCUACAUAAUACAUAGAUAUUAUUAUUUAUAAGAAUAGAAUAUAAAAUUUAGCAAAGAGUAUUUGUAUAGAAACUAAUCAUCAACUUAAAACUAAGUAUUAGAUAGAGAAUCUAUCAUAAAUGGAGUCAAAUAGCUUAGAUAAUCACUCUUAUUUAAUCCUUUGCUAUUGAUUUAAUAAAACAUAGUGACACCUUCAUAAUCAACAAAGUAACCUAGAAGAUAGUCUUCUGUUUAAUAAUGA